ACAUAAAGAAAAAGAAAAAAGGCCGAUCUGGAGGUCGUCUUCUUGAUUAUAACACCCGUUUGAUGGCCGUAAGGCCUUCUCUCCAAUUAAUCUCCUCCAAAUUCCCUUCCUCCCCACCCCUCUUCCGCCGCUUCUUCUCCGCCGCUCACCACCACCGCAAACCAAAACACAAACACCCUCAGCAAACCCAACCCACCCCUUCACCCCCAUCCUACAGCCUCCGGCCGACCCUCUCUCUGCAAGAAACCCUGGCGCAAAAGAUCGGAAAAGCUAUUCGCCGCCCUGGCGCCCCAUCCAAGGCUAGGGUUUAUACCGAUGUUAAUGUUAUCCGCCCCAAGGAGUAUUGGGAUUACGAGUCCUUGACCGUUCAAUGGGGGGAACAGGAUAAUUAUGAGGUGGUAAGGAAGGUUGGGAGGGGGAAAUACAGUGAAGUUUUUGAGGGGUUUCACUGUACUAAUGAUGAGAAGUGCAUUAUUAAGAUACUUAAGCCUGUUAAGAAGAAGAAGAUUAAGAGGGAGAUCAAGAUCCUGCAAAACCUUUGUGGUGGGCCAAAUAUUGUGAAAUUGCUGGAUAUUGUUAGAGAUCAGCAAUCAAAGACACCGAGUCUGAUAUUUGAAUUCGUGAACAACACUGAUUUCAAAGUACUUUAUCCGACACUUUCUGAUGUCGAUAUCCGCUAUUAUAUAUAUGAACUCUUAAAGGCCUUAGAUUACUGUCACUCUCAAGGGAUCAUGCACAGAGACGUGAAGCCCCACAAUGUAAUGAUUGAUCAUGAAAAGCGCAAGCUUCGCCUUAUAGAUUGGGGCCUUGCAGAGUUUUAUCAUCCUGGGAAAGAGUAUAACGUUCGUGUAGCAUCUAGAUAUUUCAAAGGUCCUGAACUCCUUGUCGAUUUGCAAGAUUAUGAUUACUCUCUAGACUUGUGGAGCCUUGGUUGCAUGUUUGCUGGAAUGAUAUUCCGUAAAGAACCAUUUUUUUACGGUCAUGACAAUUAUGAUCAGCUGGUCAAAAUUGCCAAGGUGUUAGGGACAGACGAAUUAAAUACUUAUCUUCAGAGGUAUCGCUUAGAGCUAGAUCCACAUCUAGUUGCUCUUGUCGGGAGGCAUAGCAGAAAACCAUGGACAAAGUUCAUUAAUUCUGAUAAUCAACAUUUAGCUGUUCCUGAGGCAAUUGACUUCCUUGACAAGUUACUUCGGUAUGAUCAUCAAGAAAGGCCCACUGCCAAAGAAGCAAUGGCACAUCCUUACUUUUACCCAAUAAGAAAUGCAGAAAGCAGCAGGACCCGUGCAUAGUGGGGAAGAAUGAAAAGCAGCAGCAUCUUGUACCCGGUUUCCCUCUAUGUUGUGACUCACAAUUGUUCGUACUUUAUUUCUAUUUCUUUUUUUUGUUAUGUCCCUUCUGUUUUUAGUUUCAUCGAGAAACCAUGUUGCGUGUCUGAUUGUAAAACUGUAUUAUUGUUGUCGUCUUUUUUUUCUCUUUCUUUUUUUUGUCAAAUGAGUUUAAAGAUUAAAACUUCAUGAUGUAUGUGUUAAAGGUGUAUUUUUGCCCAA
Helianthus annuus (common sunflower) is the source of this 1547-nucleotide messenger RNA. RefSeq names its product casein kinase II subunit alpha. Gene Ontology annotation, molecular function: ATP binding; protein serine/threonine kinase activity. The record is from RefSeq and is a predicted model, not a curated record. The transcript is spliced from 10 exons. Gene Ontology annotation, biological process: protein phosphorylation. Gene Ontology annotation, cellular component: cytosol; protein kinase CK2 complex; nucleus. The coding region runs from base 63 to 1289 and encodes 408 amino acids. Lineage: Eukaryota; Viridiplantae; Streptophyta; Magnoliopsida; Asterales; Asteraceae.